UGACAAAAACCUGCAAUUUUUCCUUCAGACCCCCAAAAACAUCAACUUUUUUUCCCUCCCUGAUUUCCCUCUCUUUCUUCCUUUUCCUUUUCCAUCCAUUUCGUUCAGAUCUUUUCACGAACUACAGUCUUGAACGAUUAUUGCGAGAUUCAAAUCGAAGAUCUCCCCCACAUGAAACUGAGGAAUCCGUAGUUUUUUAAGGUAACCCAAAUCUCCUCGUGAUCCCAUCAUCGCAUGCUCCCCCUCCUCCUCUCUCUCUCUCUCUCUCUCUCUCUCUUCUCCCUUUCGGGCAGCGAUUCCUGGUCCUUUCUUGCAGUUCGGGAGCUUUAAUGUCUCUCUCUCUCUCUCUCCAUGUCUCUUGCUCAAACGCAUGCACGAGGAUGAAGCAUUCAUCGCUUGAAUAGGUCUCUGUUUUCUUCAUCUCUCUCUCUCUUUCUCUUUCUCUCUCACCAUAUAUAGAUACCCACUUUUUCUUUCGUUCAGUUUCGUGCCCCAGUGAGGUUUUUUAGCUGCCUUUUUCUCUUUUUCCCAAGGAGGGAAGUGCUUGAUUUUGAUUUUCUCCACAACCCAACUCUCAGUUCCUUCAGGCAUUGGAAACUUGCUCCCCAGUUUCCCCAAUGUCGCUCCCAAUCCAUCGUCCCUGGAGUGGUUAGGGUUUUGUGCCGCUUCUUUUGGGCCUCAGUGUUCGUUUUUGAACUUAAAGGAACGAUCUUUAAUGCUUUUGGUUCGGACCCUCUUUCUCGAUUGAUCUUUGGCUCCGUCCUUUUGGGCUCCCCUUCACAAUGCUCAAGCAAAUUCUCAGUAAAAUCCCCAGGAGGACGCCCAGAUUGGACUCGGGCGAGUUGAUUCAGCCCGCUUCGGGCUCUCCCGAUGGCGCUCAGAAAUCAGGCGGCGGCGGUGGCGGCAGCAAUUCGUCGUCUGCUCGAUCUGGCGGGCUGAGGCGCGCCUCCUCAGUGGUCUUCCCCGCGAGCGUGAUUGCCGGGAUCGAGCCUUUAGUGCCGUUCAAGGAUGUCCCGGCAUCCGAAAAGAUGAAUCUCUUAGUGAGUAAACUGAGCCUUUGCUGUGUGACAUUCGAUUUCACGGACCCGGGGAAGAAUACCAUGGAGAAAGAUGUUAAGAGGCAAAUCCUGAUGGAGAUUUUGGAUUUCGUAGCAUCUGGAUCGGUCAGGUUUGCCGAAUCUGCGGUUCUAGCAAUGUGCAGGAUGUGUGCUAUUAAUUUGUUCCGGGUGUUUCCACCUAGUUAUCGGUCCAAUUCGACUGGUAGUGGUGGCGAGAACGACCACGAUGAUCCAAAGUUUGAUCCUGCUUGGUCACAUUUGCAGGCGGUGUAUGACAUACUGCUUAAGUUCGUUACCUCGUCUUGUCUGGAUAUUAAAGUCGCUAAGAAGUAUAUUGACCAUGCUUUCAUAUUGAGAUUGCUUGAUUUGUUUGAUUCUGAGGAUCCUAGAGAAAGGGAGUGUUUGAAGACUGUAAUGCAUAGAAUUUAUGGGAAAUUUAUGGUUCAUAGGCCUUUCAUAAGGAAGUCCAUAAGCACUAUAUUCUACAGGUUCGUGUCUGAGAAUGAGAAGCAUAAUGGGAUAUCUGAAUUAUUAGAGAUUUUCGGAAGUGUUAUCAGUGGAUUUGCGUUGCCUUUAAAAGAGGAGCACAAGAUCUUCUUUUCAAGGGUUGUAAUUCCUCUGCACAAGCCUAAGUCAUUGGGUGCGUACUUUCAACAGCUAUCAUAUUGUAUAAUGCAAUUUAUAGAGAAGGAGCCCAGGUUAGCCAGUGUUGUGAUAAAGGGGUUAUUGAAGUAUUGGCCAAUAACUAAUAGCCAGAAGGAAGUGAUGUUCUUGGGUGAGAUAGAAGAGAUCCUGGAAAUGAUUAACACAGUAGAGUUUGAGAAGGUCAUGGUCCCACUUUUCCUGCGGAUCAGUUGUUGCAUCAACAGCUUCCACUUCCAGGUGGCUGAGAGGGCCCUUUUCUUAUGGAACAAUGAGCAAAUCGUGGGCUUGAUAUUGCAAAACAGGCGCCUGAUCAUGCCCAUUGUGUUCCAGGCCCUAGAGAAGAACACCCGGGGCCACUGGAACCCAGCGGUGCUCAAUCUGACCAUCAGUGUGAAAAGGAUGUUCUCGGAGAUGGACGAGGAGCUGUUCUUGUCCUGCCUAGCUCAGUCCCAGGAAGAAGAAGAAAGGCUAAGGCAAGCGGUGGAGAAGCGGAACGAGGCAUGGAAGAGAUUAGAAACUGCGGCGAGUCACCAGCCGGUAGGUCGAAAUAUCGCCAUCCUCGUUAGUCCCUUAGCAACCUCAAUCGCUUGCUAAACUGCGUCUUGAGAGUUUUUUUCGUUUUUGGUCGCUCCCCGGCUUCGAUGUACCUGAAGUUACCGAAAAGGGGAGAGAGUUAAUUAGGCAAGGGCUGUGUUUUUGGUGCUUCUGUAUUUCUCCUUUUUUCUUGGGAAGGAUCUUCUAACAGGCGAUGCGGCAAUCUGCCCCGUGCAAUGUGUGCCGGGUGCGCAGAUGUUCGUUUCUCUUAAGAAAAGAAUGUGGAAGCGCCGUGCUGCGGCUUGUUUAUUUGUAUGCUGGUGCCUUCACAGCUCA
Eucalyptus grandis is the source of this 2573-nucleotide messenger RNA. Its product is annotated as serine/threonine protein phosphatase 2A 57 kDa regulatory subunit B' kappa isoform. The transcript is spliced from 2 exons. Bases 783 to 2297 code for a protein of 504 amino acids. Gene Ontology annotation, cellular component: protein phosphatase type 2A complex. NCBI's taxonomy places the organism in Eukaryota, Viridiplantae, Streptophyta, Magnoliopsida, Myrtales, Myrtaceae. Gene Ontology annotation, molecular function: protein phosphatase regulator activity. The record is from RefSeq and is a predicted model, not a curated record. Gene Ontology annotation, biological process: signal transduction.